Plectropomus leopardus (leopard coralgrouper) is the source of this 334-nucleotide messenger RNA. Lineage: Eukaryota; Metazoa; Chordata; Actinopteri; Perciformes; Serranidae. The record is from RefSeq and is a predicted model, not a curated record.
GUUAUAUCCAGUGGGAACCACAGUGCAGCGGUAUCCGAUCAAAGAUAUUGUUCUGCAGAAUUACCACGUACCUGCCGGGACGAUGGUUCAGGCCUGUCUUUACCCCCUGGGAAGGAGUGCCGAGGUGUUUGAGGAUCCACUGUGCUUUGACCCCAGCCGAUGGAGCAGCGGUAGAAAAGAAGGCCAGAAAGGAGAGGAGGCGGGGGCGUUUCGCUCCCUGGCGUUUGGGUUCGGGGCGAGGCAGUGUGUCGGGAGGAGGAUUGCUGAGAAUGAGAUGCAGCUCCUACUCAUGCAUGUGAGUAUUGACAAAGAAGAGGAGGAGGAGGAGGAGGAG